Messenger RNA from Episyrphus balteatus (marmalade hoverfly), 2955 nucleotides. RefSeq names its product E3 ubiquitin-protein ligase ZNF598. The transcript is spliced from 8 exons. The coding region runs from base 303 to 2915 and encodes 870 amino acids. Gene Ontology annotation, biological process: rescue of stalled cytosolic ribosome; protein ubiquitination. The record is from RefSeq and is a predicted model, not a curated record. Lineage: Eukaryota; Metazoa; Arthropoda; Insecta; Diptera; Syrphidae. Gene Ontology annotation, molecular function: ribosome binding; ubiquitin protein ligase activity.
CCAUAUUACUGCCAACUUCAUAAUAGAAAAAACCACCAUCCACACAAGUUAAGCAGUUUUUUUUUCGAUCCCUUCCUCACAAUUUUGUGUUAAAUCGCAUCGUGAAAUUCACUUUGAAAAUCUUAUUUGCAAUAAAACUUCCUUUUCACAAUCAUCAGCAAAUAAAUAUUUCACAAUAAAUUCAAAACACUCAGGCAAUAACCCAAAUUGAAAAAUUCUUAUCAGUUUCCAUUUGCACCAGGGACAAGGUAUUCGUUUCGAUAAAUUGAAAAAGGCAGCAAAAAAAAAAGAAAGACAUCACGAUGAGUGCCAACAAUCAUCGAAAGAAAUCGGAUUCCGUAUCAUCAAAUAAUGAUAAUCCUGACAACGCUUGUGUUGUUUGUUUCAAGAAUGUCGAAAUCUAUUCGAUUGGAGAAUGUGAUCAUCCCGUUUGUUACGAAUGCUCAACCAGGAUGAGAGUCUUGUGCGGACAAAAUGAGUGCCCGAUUUGCAGGCAGGGAUUGGCAAAGGUAAUCUUCACGUAUGAAAAAAAGACAUACCGUGAAUUGGAAGCCAAAAAUCGAUCAGAAUACUUCAACCAAAAGUAUAAGAUCUGCUUCUACACAAAACCAAUUCAACAGGCAUUCUAUAAUCUCUUAGAUCAUCCAUGUCCAAAGUGUGAUCAUCCAGUGUUUCGUAAUUUUGCACCUCUUCGUGAGCACGUUCGAAAAGAGCACAAUCACUUCUACUGCGAUUUGUGCACUGAUAAUUUGAAAAUAUUUUCAUUCGAACGUCGAUGCUAUUCGCAAGCCGAGUUGAUGUUGCAUCGGCGCAAAGGUGAUCCUGAUAAUAAAUCACAUCGUGGACAUCCGUUGUGUGAGUAUUGUGACAAGCGUUAUUUAGAUCGUGACGAAUUGUUUCGGCAUUUGCGACGAGAUCAUUACUUUUGCCACUUUUGUGAUGCCGAUGGAUGUAAUGAAUUUUAUAAGAAUUAUGAUUCAUUGCGUAACCAUUUCAAAAAGGAUCAUUUUCUUUGUGAAGAAGGUAGAUGUGCUGAGGAAGAAUUUACGGGAGCAUUUCGAACAGAUAUCGAUUAUAAGGCUCACAUUGCCAACGUGCAUGGAAAAUCCUUCAACAAACAACAAGCAAAACAAGCUCGUACUCUUCAGUUGGAGAUAACAUUGGGACCAAGGGGACGUUCAGGACAAACAGAACCCCAUAUUGCUAAUCUGCGCUCACGGGGACACAAUGAAAACGAGUUUGAACCACAACCUGAAACCUCGCAUUCAUCAUUUUCUCAACGAGCUCCACCAAUCGAUGCUCGAAAUGAACAAGAUUUCCCAUCUUUGGGUAAUGGAACUCCAGCUUUAAAUCUUAUACCUAUACCGAUGGGAAUGCGAGCAAAACUUGGCUCAGCUGGUCUAGCCAGAACAAAAGAAAACUUUCCUGCUUUGGGUGGUGCUGAAAGUGGUGGCGGUGCCGCUGCAUCAACUAGCCGUCCCAAGCAAACUUCAAUUAGCUCUGUUAUAAAGAAAAAUCCAUCAUCAACACCAACUGGAAUGUUGAUUCAUGUUUCAAAUCGUCCAAGCACAAGUUCCGGUGCCACCAGUAAAAAACCCAAUCAUCCAACUAAAAAAGAUUUCCCCGCUUUACCGGGUUCAUCAAAGGCAGCAGCUCAAGCUGCUUUCCGAGAAGAUAUGAUUCCAUCGAAUACACAUCUCAAUUAUGACAAUGUGUCAGCCAAACAUCGUUCUUUAAUGGAUGACUACGUUUCGGUGGCGAAUCCAAAUAAUUUUCAUAAACUUCAAAUGGUGCAAAAGGAAGCUGAAGAAGCAAGAGCUAAAAAAGCUGCAUUCGAAGCAAGCGCUCCGAAAUUAGAUUCGACAGCUUUUCCAGCACUUGCAAUGGGCAGUAAGCCAUCUGCACCAGCAGCACCAAGUUGGACCAAAUCACAAAAACAACAACGUGAAGCUGAAAAUCGAAGAUCUAAAGUCGCACCAGCACCACUUUUGAAUAUGAAUUCCAAACAAAAAAAUUCCAAAUACAAUGUGCAAAAUGGGAAUAGUGGCAAUAAUACUAAUAAUAAUAGUAACAACAACACAUCCACAGAAAAUAGUAACAAAAAAGAAAAGAAGAAUAAAAAUGCUGCUGGUACAGAAGGAAAAAAAUCACCGGCAGCUCCUCCUUCCAGUGGCAAUAAUAAACAAAAGAAAGAGAAUAACAACGAAAAUAAGCCAGCUAAUGCGAAUACGAAUGUGGUUAAACCAACACCUGUUAUUGUCAAUGGGAAUAUUAAGAAUUCAAACGAUGACAAUAAUGGACGAGAGAAUUUUCAUCGAACAGUGGGUCCACCGCCUGGUUUCAGUGCACCAAUAAAACCUCCUCCUGGUUUCCAGAAUGUCACAUUAAAUUCGGUAGCCAAAUCGCCCAAUAGUCUUACUUUUACUAGUUCAUUGGGCGAGAGCUAUAAUAUUGUACCAACACAUAGCUAUAUUCAACCACCAGAGGCUAUCACUAGAAAUCAGAAACUAGUUGGUCAUUUCAAAGACGCCCUCAAAACGCCCGAGGCUUUGGAAGAAUUUCGACAAAUAUCUCAAAAAUUCCGCGAAGGAAUAUACAAAGCUCAAUCCUACUAUGAGCACUGCCAAGCUGCGCUAAGAGAUAAGUUUGAUAUAAUAUUCCCUGAACUCUUAUCACUCUUGCCAGAUAUCAAUAAACAACAGGAACUCUAUUUAGUCCAUUCACAACGCUUAAAGUCCUUACCCGGUGAUCAAAAGAAAUCAAUUGCUAAAUUAGAAGUUUGUUCAACAUGCAAACAAGUCUUGCUGGCAUCCGAUGCCGAUAAUCACUUUAAAUUGCAUGCCAUGCGUGAAAGUUUUCCAACUCUUGGAAAUUCUGAUAAAGUCAAUAAUGCUCUAACUGCAGGUCGGAAGUAAUUAAAAAAAAAAAAAAGAACAAAAGAAAAAUAUUUUAUCU